AUGGAAACCCCAAAGCGAGAAAGUUUGGGUAGAAAGAGGUCGUUGAGGAAGAAAUCGGGUGUAAGGAAUUAUGAUGAGAAUUUGAUGGAUGAGCUAAUAGAGAAGCAUUUAGGUGGUACUUUUAAGAAAAAGAAACGAACAAAGGACGAUUUGGAGAAAGAGACUGAAACCGAGGCAAUGAUAGCGAUUUCUCUAGGGUUCCCAAUUGAUGCAUUGCUUGAGGAGGAGAUUCAGGCUGGGGUGGUAAGACAAUUGGGUGGUAAAGAGCAGAAUGAUUAUAUUGUUGUCAGGAACCAUAUUCUUGCUAGGUGGAGGAGUAAUGUGCAGGUGUGGUUAUCAAAAGGGCAGAUCAAAGAAACUGUGAGUAAUGAGUAUGAGCAUUUGAUAUCCGCUGCGUAUGACUUUCUUUUGUAUAAUGGAUAUAUUAAUUUUGGAGUUUUAUCGCCACUGACAUCUCCCGUACCAGAAUUGAUGAAUGAAGGGUCUGUGAUAAUUGUUGGUGCUGGACUUGCUGGUUUAUCUGCAGCAAAGCAGCUCAUGUCCUUUGGUUUCAAGGAAUCGUCCUGGGGGAGAGUUUAUACUCAAAAGAUGGGUAGGAAGGGUCAAUUUGCUGCUGUAGAUCUUGGUGGCAGUGUUAUAACUGGUAUCCAUGCCAAUCCUCUUGGAGUUCUGGCUAGACAACUUUCUAUUCCACUUCAUAAGGUCCGAGAUAACUGCCCUUUGUACAAACCAGAUGGUGCACCCGUUGACAAGGGAAUUGAUUCCAAUAUUGAAAUCAUUCAUAAUAAGUUGCUUGACAAAGUGAUGGAACUAAGAGAAAUAAUGGGUGGAUUUGCAAACGAUAUUUCUCUUGGUUCUGUUUUGGAAAGACUCAGGCAACUGUAUGGUGUGGCUAGAUCUACUGAGGAGAGGCAAUUGCUCGAAUGGCAUCUUGCUAACUUGGAAUAUGCAAAUGCUGGAUGUCUUUCAGAUCUGUCGGCUACAUAUUGGGAUCAAGAUGAUCCAUAUGAAAUGGGUGGGGAUCACUGCUUUCUUGCUGGAGGGAAUUGGAGAUUGAUAAAAGCAUUAUGCGAAGGGGUUCCCAUAAUCUAUGAGAAGACUGUGGAUACCAUUAGAUAUGGACAUGAUGGGGUUGUCAUAAUUGCCGGUGAACAAGUGUUUGAAGCAGAUAUGGUCUUAUGCACAGUUCCUCUUGGGGUCUUGAAGAAAAGAACCAUCAUUUUUGAACCGGAGUUACCUGGAAGGAAGCUUGCAGCGAUUGAGAGAAUGGGUUUUGGGCUGCUCAAUAAAGUGGCCAUGGUUUUCCCUCAUGUUUUUUGGGGGGAGGACCUGGAUACAUUUGGAUGUCUCAAUGAGCACAGCAAUAAGCGUGGAGAGUUCUUUUUGUUCUAUGGUAACCAUACAGUUUCUGGAGGUGCAGCACUUAUUGCACUGGUGGCUGGAGAAGCUGCACAGAUGUUUGAAAAUUCAGAUCCAUCUAUGUUACUUCAUCGUGUCCUAAGCGUCCUCAGAGGUAUAUACAAUCCAAAAGGCAUUGAUGUUCCUGAUCCCAUACAAACAAUAUGUACAAGAUGGGGCAGUGAUCCCUUCUGUUAUGGUUCUUAUUCCCAUGUUAGGGUACAGUCAUCUGGCAGUGACUAUGAUAUACUUGCAGAAAAUGUGGGGGCGGCUUUUUUUGCUGGUGAGGCUACAACUAGGCAAUAUCCAGCCACCAUGCAUGGUGCCUUCUUGAGUGGCUUAAGGGAAGCUUCUCACAUUUUAAGAGCCAAUAGAGGUCAGCAAAACAAUUCAAGGAGGUCUGUGCUGAGAAAUCUUGGAAUAAGCAAUGACACCUUGGUAGGUCUAUUCAGGUGGCCUGACCUCACAUUUGGAAACUUCUCGUUUAUAUCAAAUCCUUUGACAGAAGACCCAAAUUCAAUGGGGAUUAUGAGGGUUACUUUUGACAGUUGCGGAGAUGAUUUGAAGAAGGAAUUAGAGAAUAGCUUCCAGCGUCCCCUGAACCUGCCAUUGCAACUUUACACAGUGUUAUCUCGUGAACAGGCACAGAGUCUUCAACUGGUGACUGGAGGGGAUGACAGUAAGUUGUCACAUUUGAUUAGAAAUCUUGGUUUGAAGCUAAUGGGACCUAUUGCUCUAGCAAAUUUAGGUAGUUCCUUAAUUUCUACUAUUGCCAACUCUCGAAAAGGCAGGGGUAGGAACCGGGUAAUUGCUGGAAAAAUAUAG
This is a messenger RNA of Dovyalis caffra, 2223 nucleotides long. The record is from the annotation of a GenBank genome assembly. NCBI's taxonomy places the organism in Eukaryota, Viridiplantae, Streptophyta, Magnoliopsida, Malpighiales, Salicaceae.